GAUGGAAGGAAGGCAGCCAGGCUAGGCCCCGCUGGCCGACUGACCGUCCUCCAAGUCUGUUCUACCUUUACUCCGGUCUGCGCGUUCUUCAGGAACGUUCGUGCCGUUCUACCAAACCGCGCGAUUCCGCCUCGCAAAAGGCAAACGUCAACCGUGACCGCCGGUGCAACGUGUAUUCUUUGUCUUUUGGUUUAACAAGUUCAAGAUAAUCAGUUUUCCUCUAUUCUUUUUUUAUUUUUAAACCGACGAGGGAACAGUAUUUGUUCCUCGCCUCUUCUUCGUCAACUUUGUUCGCCGAUCACACGAGGAGUUAUUCUGUUAUUAUUCUUUUCAAAGCUUCGUUAGUUGAGUAGAAUCAAGUGAUAUGGCACAGCUGAUCAGCGUUAAGCUGUCCAGAUUCGAUGGAUCCCCUUGGGGUUUUCGUCUUCAGGGUGGCAAGGAUUUUGGCACUCCUCUAGUCGUGCAAAAGGUUAAUAGCGGCUCCCCGGCGGAAGCAGCUGGUUUGAAGGCCGGCGAUGCAGUUAUCAGGGUGAACAACACCGAGAUGUACAAUCUGAGGCACAAGGACGCGCAGGAUGUUAUCAUGAGAGCUGGAAACAAUUUCGAGAUCACUGUACAGAGAGGUGGCGGUACUUGGAAGCCACACGUGUCUCCGAUAAGUUCAACCCUUCCAUCGCCAUCGCCCACGUCCUCGGUUAGCAACAUUGCUCCAGUUACGAAGACGUCGUUGGCAGCCAAGAAGCAAGACGGACCGCUGAUCGGAAGCGGUCAUAAUUUCAGUCCAAAGCCAUUCCUGAAUGGAACGGGGGAUGGUUCGAUCAAAUCCAUCGUUAACAAACAGUACAACAGCCCUGUGGGUAUCUACAGUGAAGAAACGAUCGCGGAAACACUGUCCGCCCAAGCGGAAGUUCUAGCUGGUGGUGUUCUUGGUGUAAACUUCAAAAAGAACGAGAAGAAUUACAACGCAGAGAACAGCGAAGUGUUCAAAAUGGUCCAAGAAGCGGACAAAGAACCAAAGACACCGGAACCUGUAUCAUCGAGAACAGAGUUUUACUCGUCGGUGAGCCACGCCGUUGGCGGAAGGGCCACUUCGCCGAGAUCACCCACGCCUCUAUUUCAUGCUCUCCACGGCUUUGGUCCGGCUAUGAAUUCCAAUGAAAAUUCGUCGAGACGUCAACCGCAACGUCAGCAGUCCUCCUCUUCCUCCUCAGGCUCGUCGAGCGUCGUCGUUUGUAGCAACUGCGACCGUGUGAUCGUGGGUGUCUUUGUCAGGAUCAAGGAGAAGAAUCUACACGUGGAAUGCUUCAAGUGCUCUACCUGUGGCACUUCCUUGAAGAACGUCGGUUAUUAUAACAUCAACAAUAAAUUGUAUUGUGAUAUUCACGCAAAACUAGUCGCCAGACAAAAUGCACCUGCUGGAAUGGUUCCAAUCACCAUGCCACCAGGCGGAAAGGCUCCAGCGAGCACCAUUUCCGCUGCGCUAGCAAAUGCACCGUUGUCUCCACCUUUGAAUAAUCACGCAUCGUCGCCUCUACCGUUCUCGGCUUGCAAUCGUACGAGUCCCGAUUACGGAUUCCCGAAUAGUCAGCUAUCGUCCCUGAAUAGAAACGGAUGCAUCAGCAAUGGCAACUGUAACUGGGAAUCGAAAACGUUUACGAGCACGAUCACCAUACAAACGGGUAGCACAGAGCCCACCCGCCUUGGCACCUCGCCCAUCGAACCACCCAGUUUCCGAUCAGUCCAGGCGCCAACGUCUAACAAUCUAAUUGGUCCCAAGCCUUUCGGAGGAUCCAGUGUUUUAUCGUCGCCACCGUUAGUGAAUUCAGGAAACAGCACUCUUCCACGACCACAAAGUCAAACUGUGACUGAAACCUCCGAGACCCACGAAAAGUCCUAUUAUUACGAGCUGGUGGAUACCAAGCCCGAGUACCAUCCGAGUUCCGUGAAAUCGAAAAGUCUUAAUUGGCCACCACCGAAACCAAUCGAGGACAUAACUUAUCCCACCGCCAGUCCUUUGUAUAUCGAUCCAAAUCCUGUCCUCGACCGAAGAAACGUGCAAGCAGUGAAAGAGAAGUGUAUCGAGGCCUGCGAAAAAGCAUUGACAAGAAUAAGGGGUGAAAGCACCGAUCGCGAGGUCGAAAGGGUCAGUAGACAGUGUUGUUUCGACGAGGAUCCGAUGGAUCGGGUCAGUUGUCCAGGGCCCAUUUACAGGAAAGUGGAGCUGGUCGAGACCAGCGGUAGACAAUCAAAAAGUGAAAUAACAUCGAGACCCAGCUCGACCGACAGCGUCAGAAGAUCCUUGACACCGACCAGGAUCGUUCAACCCAUACCCAAACCAUGGACAGCUACCGUAACGACUGGAAGUAAUCUGUACGAGCAAACUUACGGCGGGACAGAACCGCCAAAAGUCUGUAAGAAGUUCCAUCAGAAGGAGAUCUGUCAACGGGAGAGAAUCUGCGAGAGGAACCAACCCUUCCGGGAAGAACAUCGUUCAUAUCGCUCUGAAUUCAGUCGAACGGAACAAACGGUCUGCGAGAAACCACCGCUUCCUGUGCAGCACACGGUGAAGCAGCAGGAGACUAAGGAAGAGAUCACAGAAGUUGACAAGGAAGUCAUUGACUUGAGACCAGCUGACGAGAUCGAGGAAGAUGAUUCCGACGGGAAAGGAAUCGGAGGAGAACACGAUUUUAUUACCGAGACUUCCGAAGAAGACGUGGAUGGACUGCACGUGAAGAAGAAGAUGACCUUCGAGAAGACCAUCGAGAGAACCCCGUCACCUGCACGACCCAGCACUCCGAUGAUAGAGGAGUCCGUCGCGGCGGAGACGGUCGAAGAGGCGACGGAGAAGAUCGAAGAGAGUUAUACCAGAAAAACUGCUACGCACAUCGACAGAAAAGUUGAGGAGUCUGAAGAGAAGACGGUUGUAGAGUCAGCUGAAGUGGUCACCUCGGCGGUGGACGUUCAACAGAUGCUGGAGAAGGCGAAACAGGAGGAAGAGGAGCGAAAGAGAGAGGAAGAGGAAGAGGAAAGACGAAGGCAAGAAGAGGAAGAGAGAAGAAAACGCGAAGAAGAGGAACAGAGGAGAAAACGCGCCGAGGAGGAACGAAGGAGACAGGAGGAGGAAGAGCGAAGCAAACAUGUCGCUUUCGAAGAAGAGGAAGUGGAAGAAGUUCGAGAACAUCCACUGGGAAGAACAGUGGUCCGUGAAGAGAGGGUGACGGAAGCUGAAGGUGACACGCCUGGACGCAAGAAGCUCAUCAAGGAGACUUACGAGGAGAUCACGGAGGAAGUGUUGGUCCAGGAACGCGUCAGGAGGAAGGCGAUCGAAGAUGAACGCAGGAAGAGUUUGAGAGAACAGGUAGAAGUUCAUCAAAGUUUGAGAGAGCAACAGGCACCCAAGGAUAAACGCGUAUGCUCCAAGUAUCCUCCGGCUCAAGAAAUCAUGGAGACUAAUAAAAAACGAGUUCAAUUCGUGAAGCAGACCGAUUCAGGUCCCAAGCCCAUACCGCAUUCUGCUCUUCAAAACGCUACCCCCAAAGAGUGGAAGUCUGAAAUGGUGAACGCUUUGACCACGGCACCCGAUCGACCCUUCACUCCUCUCAGCACCUCGUCGAGUAUAAAGGAGGUUUACACUGAAGAGACGAUAUACCUGGAUCACAGGUGUCGACCGAAACCACCGCCAGAGAAUCUACGACCCAUUUCACCGUUCCAGGAGGCGCUUAUGAUCGCCCCGGAACGUCCUUACACUCCUCUGAGUCGCGAAAUUGGACCGGAAGACAGAAACGUUUGCAGUCGGUCUCAGACCCCAGUGCUUCAGGACGGGGGUAAAUACCCUCCACCCGCUGGUCUCCUCUACGGCGAGGGUAAACCCAUCGUUGCACCGUCUCCUAAACCCUGUGGUCCACGACCGUUACCGACACCACCGCCCGACUUCCGUCUAAGGGAUUCAUCCGCGUCUCCGGUGAGGUCUCGGCCCCAAACACCUUGCAGCAAAGGCAUCACAGCUUCCCUGAAGAAGCCGGACACCAUACCUUCUUAUCAGAGGAACCUAGUAGCUAUGAGAAGAGGCGCGGUUGAGAGUCACACGUAUCUACCCAGCAGGACUCCGACGCCUACUCCGGGAAGAUCAAAGUCGCCCGCCUAUGGACCACCGGAACCUCCCCCAUGCUAUAUGAAGGCUCAUGCUCCGAGGAUCAGAGAGGAUCCACCUCCCGCCAAGCACAGCUCCAUACACUUCCCAACGAAGAAGAGCGUCUCUUACAAGAUAGACGAAGACACUGACGAGGGACACAGAAAAGCCGAGUACGCCGCCAGCAAGACGGUGGACUUUGACGAGAAACGAACCGACGAUCACGGUCGAGAACCCACGGACGCGGUUCAUGCUCAGUACCAAGAGAAACGGUUCAUGACGAGCGAGGAAAUCAACGAACAGAAGCUCUCGCUGACGAAGAAGUCGCUCGAGGUUACCGAAGACUUUGAGAGAUGCGAAAGAAGGGUACCGGCCAGACCUUUGCCGGAGCCUCGAGAGAAACCAUCCAAGGGCACGUGUGCCAUCGGUAGAACGAGCCCCUGCAAACUAACUCUGCCUUGCCCUUUGGCUUCCAAGACGGAAACGAGCUCGAGCGUGCAACCGGUGUACACCAGCUCGACGGAAGUGCGUCACGUUAGCUACGGCCCUCCACCCUGCAAACCGUGUCCAGAUACCGGAGUAACGGUGCUACCUUGCAAAGCUCACUCUGAUCAAGGCACCAAGGCGGGUGUUGUAGUGGUGCCUUGCGAGGGACCUAAGCCUUGCUGUCAAAAAUCAGGCGUAUGCGUGGUUCCAACGUCGGACCGUUCGGGAGUUUGCGUGUCUCCUUGUAUGGGUAUGCAAACGGGAAGCUGUGGCCAACCGGAAGGACGCUGCGGUCGGGAAUCAGCCUGCGAGAUCGAGAUUCCAAACUGUCCAGAAUCUGGAAUCUGCGUGGCACCCUGCGCCGAUGGUUCUGUCUGCGUGGCACCCUGCGGCAAACCCGGCCCACCACCGUCGGCUAAACUUCCUUUCCCUCAAAUUUCUUUCCCGUACGGGGAUACUUCCGCUUCUUCGCCUUGCAAAAACUCCUUCCAGCCUAUUCACAAGCCUCGCACUAAUCUGAGUGGGCAGCUCGCGCGACUCACUGCUAAAACCGGUCACAAUGUACCCACUGUUCAAUUGUACAAGCCCCAAGCUCAAACCGAUGCAGCAAGCUGUUGCGAGAGCAAAAGUUAUUGUCAAAAGACCCAAUGUUACCGAUCCACCGAAACUCAUUGUCAAUCGAGUGGUCAAUGUUCAAACAACGCCCGCUGUCGAACCGGGACUCAAUGUGAGACCCAAAAUCACUGCCAGGACGGUAUCCAUUGUUCCCCGUCUAGUAAUGCCCAGAGUAUAGUAGAUCCACCAAAUUUGUCAUCCCACCCGGAUCUAGGUAGCGGAAUCGGUGGUCUCGGUGGUGCUGGCUCCAAGAGCGGAUCUUUCGCUGGUAGCAGCGCACCAAAACGUGGAAGGGGAAUACUGAAUCAAGCGACUGGACCGGGAUCACGGGUACCCCUUUGCGGCCAUUGCAACUCUUACGUCAGGGGACCUUUCAUCACCGCUUUGGGACAAAUCUGGUGCCCUGAUCAUUUCGUCUGCGUGAACACCCAAUGUCGUCGACCUCUUCAAGACAUCGGUUUCGUAGAAGAGAAGGGCCAACUCUAUUGCGAAUAUUGCUUCGAACGUUUCAUCGCUCCAAGUUGCAACAAAUGCAAUAUCAAGAUCAAAGGCGAUUGUCUGAAUGCAAUUGGAAAGCAUUUCCACCCUGAAUGCUUCAAAUGUUCCUACUGUGGAAAACUAUUUGGCAACAGCCCAUUUUUCCUCGAAGAAGGCUUACCCUACUGUGAAGCUGAUUGGAACGAGCUGUUCACAACAAAAUGUUUCGCGUGUGGAUUCCCAGUGGAAGCUGGAGAUCGCUGGGUAGAAGCUCUGAACAACAACUACCACAGCCAGUGUUUCAAUUGCUCGAUGUGCAAGAAGAACCUCGAAGGUCAGAGCUUCUACGCGAAGGGUGGUCGUCCAUUCUGUAAAAACCAUGCGCGUUAGAACCAACAUUUAAAAUAGAAGAAAGGGUCGAAACGAAAAAGAAUAGGAAAAGUCGAAAAAAAGAAAAAAAAAAAUGAAUGAUUAACUUUACCAGCACGAAUUCUUUCUGCACGUAUUAUUUCUUCGCUUGCCGUCGACGACAAUUAAGAAAGCAAACGAUUACGAACGAAUUACAUCGAUUAAUUAUCAUUUCUCCUGCAAGAAUUCAAAGUCGAUCGAGGAUAAAACAAAGUGUCCUUCGUACUUUAAGGAUCGCAGCCCCGAAACGAUCGCGUUUCUUCGGAUUUCCGUGCUUCCAGCUUUUACGAUAAUUAUUCAAGCAAAUUCUUUGCCCGACAAAAUGACAAUUGACAAUCGCAUGACGAAAUAUUGACUAACCCGAUUCGAUGAUAAACCCGGUGAAGCUAAUUUACAUGAAUUGCCAAUUAAUUUCCAACGAAAGGAUAAUACAGUCACGUAACUCGUAAACUUUCUUUAAAGAAUAUUCGUAAGAUUGUCAGAUUAAAGUGUAGCCUAAGAAGUUUGAAAAUUCUCAUUUUGAAAAACGUAAGUCGACGUAAAAGUGUCCAAAGCAUGGAGAUCCCUCUAAAUGGCAAAGUUUCCUGAAUUUCAUGCGCUUCGCAUCGCAAUUUCUGCGACAAGUUAUUCGCGUUUCCGGUGGUGGACGAGUCUCGAAUACUUGGCGUAAUCGUUGCCGCAGAAAAUUCUGCAACGAACGCGCAUCAACUUGGUCUCCUGCUUUUCGAUCACGCAAAGGUCAUGCGAGCAAUUAGUAUUACGGGUAUUAUCACAUAUUUCGUACUAUCAAGGUGCAUAGAAACCGCGUCGUCACGAAAACGCUGCCUCUUUGGAGAUACGAAGGAAACUGACCUGACUUUCGAUGAAAAUUCUGACGAGGAAGAUACCCUCCUCUCGUCGAAUCAAUUAUUAUUCGGGUUUUACUAGUCAAUCAUCGAUGAUGCUCGAAAUGUAUCGUGCAGGGAAUAAAAAAGAGAAAAAAAAACGACGAAUAUUAUAAUUCUAUGCGCGUGGAUCGUCAAUUAACUUGUUAUCUUUAACAAGAAGAAAAACUAGAAUCCUCGUAACGAUGUAACUUAUUUUACCCUGAAAUCAGGGCGAUUCAAGACGACCGAUAAAUAACAGAAUCCGUUCAACAGCUCUUGUCUUUCAGAACGAACAGAAAAUCUGUCUGUGAGAAAAUGUAAAAGGAGAAUAAGAUUGCACGCUGGUACGUUGAUACUUGAAUCGUUUUAAAUUGCCUCGUUUUCAGGGUACACGAUGAUAAAAGUGAUGAACGAGUUGAUAAUCGGGAAACUCGUACUCGAUAGCAGUUGCCAUAUUAUUAUUUUAGACAAUGUUACCGAUUUUUCUGUGCCAUCGUCGCAGGCUCGUGUCAAAAGCUUGCGAAUCGAAGGACGAUAUAUUUAAAUGUACGUUGUAUAGUUUAGUAAGUAACGAAAGAGACGAAGAAGGAUAUCGAAGAAAUUCAUAUGACGAAGUCGAUUUCCUUUAAAAGCGUUCAACAUUGCUAAUCGAUUAUGCAAUUUCGCGAUUAGGAUUAAUACUAAUUAUAGAUCGACUGCUGGCUGAAUAUCGCACGAGCCUUUGUAUCCGUGUUACGUGUUGCUUACAAUAAAAUUGAAUAAAAUGUUCACGAUAAA
Messenger RNA from Osmia bicornis bicornis, 7758 nucleotides. RefSeq names its product PDZ and LIM domain protein Zasp (gene Zasp52). The transcript has 16 exons. Gene Ontology annotation, cellular component: Z disc; adherens junction; filamentous actin. The coding region runs from base 365 to 6097 and encodes 1910 amino acids. Lineage: Eukaryota; Metazoa; Arthropoda; Insecta; Hymenoptera; Megachilidae. The record is from RefSeq and is a predicted model, not a curated record. Gene Ontology annotation, molecular function: actin binding; muscle alpha-actinin binding. Gene Ontology annotation, biological process: actin cytoskeleton organization; muscle structure development; heart development.